Molecule: messenger RNA, 2742 nt
Organism: Phalacrocorax carbo (great cormorant)
Lineage: Eukaryota; Metazoa; Chordata; Aves; Suliformes; Phalacrocoracidae
Source: RefSeq, a predicted model, not a curated record
UUUGGGUUUUACCGUUAACGGCCAUCGUCUUCUGUCUGCACCUUAGUCGGCAAUAAAAACAACGUUAAGCGUGUGCUUUGCUCCUCCUCCUCCUCGCCAGCCGAACCGGGUGGUGGUGGUGGUGGUUGAACGCGGCUGCGUGGGUUGCGCACAGGCGCGGCGUUCGGAAACGAGCUGGUGUAAGAGGUCGAGAAAUUUACUUGGAAAACCUUCAGGAGUCAGACAUCCUGAUUUCACACAUCUCUCUGUCCUGAAUGAAACGAGGAAGGAAAACUAAUGAGGCCAACAGCAGCUCAUCAGAAGAGACAUCUGAGAAAGAAUCCAAGAGACACAAAGUUGUAGAUGAGAAAGCCGUAGUUGUACAGAGUCCUGACUGGGCGAACCUGCUUCAAGACAUUAUCCUGCAGGUGUUUCAGUACUUGCCUCUUCUGGAUCGUGCUCAUGCAUCACAGGUCUGCCGCAGCUGGAACCAAGUGUUUCACAUGCCUGAUCUCUGGAGGUGUUUCGAGUUUGAACUGAAUCAACCAGCUACAUCUUACUUGAGGGCUACGCAUCCUGAACUCAUCAAGCAAAUAAUAAAGAGGCAUGCCAACCACCUGCAGUAUGUAAGCUUCAAGGUGGACAGUAGCAAGGAAUCUGCAGAAGCAGCUUGUGAUAUUUUAUCACAGCUUGUGAAUUGCUCUCUGAAAACACUUGGGCUAAUUUCAACUGCCCGGCCAAGCUUCAUGGAUUUACCAAAGUCUCACUUCAUUUCCGCACUGACAGUGGUGUUUGUAAACUCCAAAUCCCUCUCUUCACUUAAGAUUGACGAUACACCAGUAGACGAUCCAUCUCUCAAAGUGCUAGUGGCUAACAACAGUGACACGCUCAAACUGUUGAAAAUGAGCAGUUGCCCUCAUGUUUCUCCAGCUGGUAUCCUUUGCGUGGCUGACCAGUGUCACGGCUUACGUGAGCUGGCACUGAACUACCACCUGCUGAGCGAUGAGCUGCUGCUUGCGUUGUCUUCUGAAAAACACGUCAGGUUAGAACACUUGCGCAUUGAUGUUGUCAGUGAAAAUCCUGGACAGACUCAGUUCCACACGAUUCAGAAGAGCAGCUGGGACGCUUUCAUCAAGCAUUCUCCUAAAGUCAAUUUAGUCAUGUACUUUUUCUUGUAUGAAGAAGAGUUUGACCCGUUCUUUCGUUACGAGAUACCCGUCACUCACCUUUACUUCGGGAGGUCGGUAAGCAAAGACGUGCUUGGCCGUGUCGGGAUGACGUGUCCUCGGUUAGUGGAACUGGUGGUGUGCGCCAACGGGUUACGGCCGCUGGACGAGGAGCUGAUCCGUAUUGCAGAACGGUGCAAGUAUCUGUCGGCCGUCGGCCUAGGAGAAUGUGAAGUCUCUUGCAGUGCCUUUGUUGAGUUUGUGAAGAUGUGUGGCGGUCGUCUCUCUCAGCUGUCCAUUAUGGAGGAAGUUUUGAUUCCCGAUCAGAAAUACAGCUUGGAGCAGAUUCAUUGGGAGGUUUCAAAGCAUCUCGGUAGAGUCUGGUUCCCGGACAUGAUGCCCACGUGGUAAAGCCCUUAAAAGACUUCUGGGCGGAUGGAAGAGCACCUUAAACCCAAGCUUACCCUAUUGCAAUUUACUGUAUAAGCUUAUUUAAUACUGUAGUUUUUACUGUAAGUUACUUCAUUGUUUGAUUAGAAAAUUAAUUUUUCCAUUGAAAAAUGAUUUAUGAAAUGCAGAUUCAAAAACAUAAAUCACAGCUCCAAAAGCCGUUUUCAUCCAAACAAAAAUGUGUUUUUCUGUGUUAGACUUGUUCUUUUUUGUUGACAGUGACCUCAGACUUUUAUGGAAAUGACAAAAAAUGUAUUUAAAAUAAUGUAACGUACCUGCAAAAUAUCAGUUUUAAUAUGCUGUCCUUCUUUGACUUAGAUACUAGGAUUGAACGUGAUCAAAUUUGAUCUUAAAAAAAAAACAACAGAACCCCACCGAAAUCGCAUGCGUUUGUUGCAGACUGUAGCGUUUCUAAAUCCAGUCACUGAGAUGAGAAGAUCAAGAUGAUAAGGAGUAUUUAGUAGGCUGUGAAAUCUGUAUGUUCCUUUAUAUAAAAGUCAUAAAAUGCAAGAGCCAUACACAAGCAUAUAGGUUAGACAAUUAAAAUAUUAGGUUUGCUGCCUUAUCCGACAGAUCAUUAGAUCCAUCCUAAAAUGCAUUUAGAGCGCAAACAUCGUGGUGCGAGCUACCAAAAGCGGUGUGGUGGGUUUUGGGUUUUGUUUUGUUGGUUUUUUUUUUUCCCCCCCUCUAAGCAUUUUACUGUAGUUCGCUUACGGGGUCUCAGAUCUGUGUCUAAACCUGUUUUAAGGUAUUUUACGUGUAGCUCAGGAAGCGGAAGCAUUCUGGGGAAAAAAUGUAGAUACGUUGUAUGUAAAAACACGUCAGAAUUAAUGAGCUUUUCUUGCACAUGAACCAGUUUUGCAGCAUACGGUCAGGUGGGAUCGUGUAUAGUUUAUUAAACGAAGCCUGCAGUGUUAAAUGCGGUGACGUGGAUGCGAACGGUGUGAGACAGGAAAGUUGAAUUUUGAACGGCAACCCAGAAUCUUUUCACAGAAGCGUAGGCCUUUUGGCUGCUUUCGAUUUGAGAGAAAUGACGUUGUAACCGCUGCUUAAGCUGUAUAAACUAAUUGUAUACUGUAAAUCUGUUUCAGAAACGUUUAUGUAUAAAGUGAAUGUUUGAUAGAUGAUCAUUUUGUAUACCCUUUAA